AUGGAAGAAUAUUUAGAAACGGGAUUGGUACCUAAUCAAGGUCUGAUAGCAUGUUGUGAUUGUGGUCAACCAACUGUACCAAAUUCUUUUAAUAAAUGUGUUGCUUGUGUAAGAGCUAAUAUUGAUAUAACUGAAGGAAUACCAAAAACAGGACAAUUAUAUUCUUGUAAAUUUUGUGAAAGGUAUUUUGUUCCUCCAACUACAUGGUUACAUGCAAAGUUAGAAUCAAAAGAGUUAUUAUCAAUAUGUUUAAAGAAAUUAAAACCAUCUAUGUCAAAAGUUCGCCUAACAGAUGCAUGUUUUAUUUGGACUGAGCCGCACUCUAAAAGAGUUAAAGUUAAACUAACAGUUCAAAAGGAAGUUAUCUCAUCAGCUGUCUUACAACAGUCUUGUAUUGUUGAAUUUACUCAAUACAAUCAGAUGUGUGAUGAAUGUAGGCGUGUUGAAGCUAAGGAUUACUGGAGAGCAUGUGUUCAAGUUAGACAGAAAGUACAAUUUAAGAAGACACUAUUUUAUUUAGAACAACUUAUUUUAAAGUAUAAAGCUCAUGUAUCUGUUAAUAAUAUUAGGCCUGUUCCUACUGGUAUUGAUUUUUAUUAUGCUAAACAAUCUGAUUCAAGAAAAUUGUUAGAUUUUUUAAUGGCCCAACUUCCAAUUAAAUAUCACUAUUCUAAACAGCUUAUUUCUCAUGAUACUAAAUGUAAUACAUAUGAUUAUAAACAUACAUAUUGUGUUGAGGUAGCUCCAAUUACAAAAGAUGCUUUAUGUAUUUUACCUAAACAUGUUGCAGUAUCUUAUGGAAAUAUGAAUCAACUAGUUCUUUGUCAACGUGUUAAUAAUAUGAUUCAACUUAUUGAUCCAUUGACUUUACAAUGGUAUGAAGUUAAUGCCGAAAAAUAUUGGAAAGAUCCAUUUGAGAUAUUGUGCCAACCAAAGCAACUUACUGAAUUCUAUGUUCUUGAAGUUGAGGAGGUUAAUGGUUUAGUUUUACCAACAGGACAUGGUCAUAUAUCACAGAAACAUGUUCUUGCUGAUGUAUGGUUAGUUAGAAAUAAUCAAGUUGGUGAAUCUGGUGCUCAACAAUUUUCUGCCAGAACACAUAUUGGACAUCUAUUAAAUCCAGGUGACAUAGUUUUGGGUUAUGAUUUGUCGAAUGCAAAUUUAAAUAAUGAAGUUUUUGAUAAGAUGAAAGAAGAAAGAAUACCUGAUGUUAUUAUUUGCAAAAAAUGGUAUGACAAAGAACUUCGUCAGAAAAAGAGAAAAUGGAAACUUAAGAGAUUGCUUCCAGAUGAAAUGUUGUCAACAACUUCUGCCGGUAAUGAAUUUGAAGGUUUCAUGCAAGAUUUGGAAGAAGAUGAAACACUUCGUGAAAAAAUCAACAUUUAUAAAGACACUGAAAAAAUUACAAAACUUGGAAAUGAUUUGGAUGAUUGUCUUGAUGAUCUUCCAACAGGACCUACGCUAGAAGAAAUGCUGGAAGAUUUAAAUAUUGAUGAUGUUGAUAUGGAAUCAGCUGAUGAAUGUUGUUAA
Molecule: messenger RNA, 1530 nt
Organism: Strongyloides ratti
Lineage: Eukaryota; Metazoa; Nematoda; Chromadorea; Rhabditida; Strongyloididae
Product: 60S ribosomal export protein NMD3
Exons: 2
Coding region: 1-1530 (509 amino acids)
Biological process (GO): ribosomal large subunit export from nucleus
Cellular component (GO): cytoplasm; nucleus
Molecular function (GO): ribosomal large subunit binding
Source: RefSeq, a predicted model, not a curated record